AUGGCUACUUUUAUGUCUCUAAUGGAUUCUUUGACUACUCAACAGCGUCUUGCUGUAACGAGUUCUCAGCGAUUUUUGCAGAUUUUGGCGGGACCAGGUUCUGGGAAAACGCUUGUUUUAAUUAGUAGAAUUAUUCAUAUACUUUUAGAGCAAAAUGUAUUUCCACAGGAAAUUGUAGUAGUGACUUUUACGAAUAAAGCAGCAAAAGAAAUUAAAAAUAGAAUUGGUACUAUAAUUGGAGAAGAUAUUGGGAAUAGGAUAGUCUCUGGAACAUUUCAUUCUUUUGCAAGACAAUAUCUUGUAAAAUAUGGAUAUUUAAUUGGAUUAGGCAUUUUUGGUAUUGCAGACAGAUCUGAUAGUAUUUUUUUAAUUAAAAAAUAUCUAAAAGAAAAGAAUAUUAUAGAGUUAGAAAUUUCAAUAAAUAAUACUACGAUUAAACUUUCAGCGAAUUCAAUUACGAAUCUGAUUUCUUCCUUGAAAUCAAAAGGGAUCACUGUUUUUGCUUAUUCAGAUCUGGGGAGAUUUACAAAUUCAUCUAAGUUCUUAUAUCAUCAAGAGAUUUUAAAUAUAUAUAGUUAUUAUCAGCAAUCUCUUCUUGAAAACAAUUUGCUUGAUUUUGAUGAUCUUUUAUUGCAUUGUUUACAAUUGUUCAAAGAAUAUCCUUUUUGUGUUAAAGAUAUUAAGUAUGUUUUUGUUGACGAGUAUCAAGAUACAAAUCUUAUUCAAUAUGAUAUUAUAAAAUCUCUGAUACAUGAAAAAUCUUCUUUAACAAUAGUUGGAGACCCGGAUCAAAGUAUAUAUGGUUUUAGAUUUGCUGAUAUUACAAAUUUUGAACGUAUGAAACAGGAUUUUCCGGAUUCAGGAACUCUUUUUUUAGAACACAAUUUUCGCUCUUCAGGAGCUAUUUUGCAGACAGCUUUAGCAUUGAUUGAACAAGGAAAGUAUAUAACGAUUUAUAGUUUAAAGGACGGUUUUACUCCUGUUUUAAAAGUGUUAGAAGAUAAUGUAAAGGAAGCCCAAUGGAUAGCAAAGGAAAUCAAAAAAUAUGUAGAAAAUACUUCUGGAUUUUUGACAUAUAAAGACUUUUCUAUUUUAGUGCGUUCUUCAGUUUUAACACAACCUAUUGAAAAUGCAUUUCAAAAAUUUGGUAUCAAUUAUAAAAUGGUUGGUGCUUAUAAAUUUUAUGAUCGUCAAGAAAUAAGAGAUAUUAUUGCAUAUUUACGAUUAAUAUGUUUCAAUGAUGAAUUGGCAUUGUCAAGAAUAAUCAAUAUUCCUAAUCGUGGUAUUGGCAAAAAUAGAUGGGAUUUUAUUGUAAACAAGUCAAAAAUGGAUAAGAAAUCUAUACUAGUAAUAUUGGAAGAGAUAACUAAAGGAAAACACAAUACUGGAAAAAUAAUAGAUAAAAAUGUCGAAAAUUCAAUUAUAUCAUUUAUUAAUACUAUAAACAAAAUUAAAAAUUAUAUGAAUACUCAAAUAAAUUCGCCUAUUUCUAACGUUCUUCUUUAUGUUUGUGAACUAUUGGAUUAUGAAAAAUAUUUAUUAAAAAAAUACCCAGAUAAUUUUCAUGAAAGAUGGAAUAAUGUUUUACAAUUUAUCAAUAAUUUUAAUAAUAUUAAUUCAGAAGAUGAUGAUAUGUAUUCCCAUAUGAGCGAAACUAAUAAUAUAUAUCAAAAACUUUUGAUAAAAUUUCUCGACAAUAUAUCUUUAUUUUCUGAUACAAUAGAAAACGAAGACAAUUCAUGUUUAAAGGUUACUAUUUCUACUAUUCAUGCUGCAAAAGGUUUAGAAUGGCCAAUUGUAUUCUUACCUGGCCUAUAUAAUGGAUCAGUACCACAUUCAAGAGCAGAAGAUAUAUCCGAAGAACGCCGAUUAUUAUAUGUUGCUGUCACUCGUGCUCAAGCUAUGCUUUAUUUAUCUUACCCUACCAAAAAUAGUUUUCAAGACAAAUUAGAGCUUUCAUCUUUUUUAAAAAAAAUCUCUUUUGUUUCUUCAUUUGAAAAGCAAAACCCAAAACUAGAUAUCCCAUUCAUUAAGACUUUAUCUGAACUUUUAAAACGGUCGACACCAAUUCUUAAUUUUUCAACAAUUAAUAUCUAUAAUAACAAUAUUUUCAUUGAUAGUAGAUUUUGCAAUUUUUAUAAGGAAAAAAAUAAAAAUACUGCAGAAAUUAAACAUUUUGAAUAUUCUAGUAAUGAUAUGGAUAUGUCUGAAGGACAACUAGAUCCUAAAUAUACAGGAUUUAUAAAUCUUAAAACAAUUCUUCAUAAUCAACUAAAUGAUUAUAAUCAAACACAAUUAUCAGAACAGAAAGCUUAUAAUUUUAAGAAAAAUAAGACACAUCAAUCUGUAGAAUCUACACUCAAUAAUGAAACCAAGCAUUUGAAUAUUUCCCUUAAAUCUCGACCAAAAUGUCUCAAUAAGUAUAUAAAUAUUCAGAAGUUAGAUAUACAAGAAAACACAUCCGAUAAUAAUGAUAUAUCCUUAGAAUCUCAGACAAUAUUAUCUAAAAUACAACCAAUACAGCCAUUAAGAACAAAUAAAAUAAUAGAAAAACCUAUCGUUAAACGCCUUGGAAUACGUAGAAGUAUGCCAAAACGCACUCUGUUUUAUGGAAAAUAG
Messenger RNA from Pneumocystis murina B123, 2619 nucleotides. RefSeq lists its product as hypothetical. The transcript is spliced from 13 exons. Bases 1 to 2619 code for a protein of 872 amino acids. Gene Ontology annotation, biological process: recombinational repair. The record is from RefSeq and is a predicted model, not a curated record. NCBI's taxonomy places the organism in Eukaryota, Fungi, Ascomycota, Pneumocystomycetes, Pneumocystales, Pneumocystaceae. Gene Ontology annotation, cellular component: nucleus. Gene Ontology annotation, molecular function: ATP binding; 3'-5' DNA helicase activity; DNA binding.